This is a messenger RNA of Eriocheir sinensis (Chinese mitten crab), 4959 nucleotides long. Its product is annotated as adhesive plaque matrix protein-like. Gene Ontology annotation, cellular component: extracellular matrix. Lineage: Eukaryota; Metazoa; Arthropoda; Malacostraca; Decapoda; Varunidae. The transcript is spliced from 2 exons. The coding region runs from base 1 to 1455 and encodes 484 amino acids. The record is from RefSeq and is a predicted model, not a curated record.
AUGUCAAAAUUUUCUAAACAUGUGAGCUACGACUUUGCCUACAGUGUACGGGACGAUGAUACUGGGGCGGCCUACAGUCACGCGGAGGAGCGGACGGGGAACAAGACACACGGCGAGUAUCGUGUGUCUCUGCCUGAUGGCCGUGUGCAGGUGGUGUCGUAUGUGGCAGACGAAAAUGGAUAUCAAGCUAAGGUAUCUUACGAACCAGCCUCUCCUCCCCAAGAGGUUCACAGAGCCCUCAAGUAUGGCCCAGGGUCCGGCAAGCACCGUCAGUUUGCUCCUCGUACUUAUAGAGGGAGGCAGCGGCGACCUAAAAUAUACAAGAAUCCACGCACAAGGCCGUCUAACAUACAUCAAGGCCCUGAACACUCCUUUCUUUCUGAACCCUUUUCUUCGCACAUUUCCGCAAGAGAAGACGAAUCUCACCUUUUUGAAACCCCUCCCUCUUACCUUCCGUUCUCUAAAAAGGAAGACGAGGCUUCCUCCCUUCCAUUGUCAAAAGCAACGGAUUUCUAUCUUCCUAAAUCCCUGUCCUUCUACCUUCCCACACCAAAAGAGGAAGAUUUCUAUCCACAAGAAUCCUCAUCCUCCUACUUUCCGACAUCAAAAAAGAAGGCCUUGGAUAUUCCUGAAGCUUCAUCCUCCACCUUUCCACAGUCAACGGAAGAACCUAAUCUUCAUAAGCACUCACUGUCUUCCACAUCAGAACCAAAAAGUGCUUACGUAACAGAAUCGACGACACCGUCACAUUAUCUCUCCCCAAAGACUUCCUCGUAUUAUGAUCCGUACGCAACUGACUCGCCAAGCUUCCCUGGACCUCCAGUUAUAGCUAAGCUUAUGGAUAAGGUGUUAGAAACUGUACAAAGUCCUUAUAAUUUCUCUCCUUAUCGAAAUAACACCCUGGAAGUAACAACCUACAGACCUCGACACCAGAAUCCAGAUACUUUUCCCUCAAGUUCAAUUCUAUCCGGAAAGAACUCAUCCCCAAUCUUUAGGACCAUAAAUCAAACAACUAGUAGUCCCUUAAAGCUCCCCGAGGUAACUAGUUAUAUGCCCAGCAGGUUAUCUAUUCCAUCUCCUGUUUCCCCUGCUCGUAAACUAACUGAAGAAGAAAAUAAUACCACCCAACCUUUCAACACACUUUCUGUAAAUACUGCAUCCCCCACUCGCUCCUCACUUUCACACCCUCUUCCUCCUUCAUACCCUCUCUCCUCAGAAAUUUUAAAGUCACAUUCUCCUCAUCCAUCUACUGCACCGCCCUAUUAUGUUUCCAUCCCCGUGCCCUAUACACCAGCACCCUCUUAUAGGGAAUCUUCGCCACUAUCUAACAGUCCACCACAACCUCCUUACUUCGGCCCCAAGUACAGGUCAUACUUUUCAGGACCGUCAUACCCUCCUCGAAUCACAGGACUUCCAUCUCGUCUUAGUACUAUUCAAAUACCUUUAGAAUCCUAAGCUUCACUUCUUACUUCUUUCAAUAACGAAAGCUUUGCACAGCAAAAAUAAAUGCAAGUAGAAGUGGGUUUGCUUCCGACUAUCUCCCAGAGAGAGAGAGAGAGAGAGAGAGAGAGAGAGAGAGAGAGAGAGAGAGAGAGAGAGAGAGAGAGGUUGGGGGGAGAGAGAGAGGGAUAGUCCGAACGAGUAUAGGCUUACCAAAUGUCUAUAUGCAUGACUUAAUUCUUAAAACGUAAUCGUCUAGUACUCAUAUUUUGACGUGAAUCGCGUCAAAAACUUUAAAAAUUAGCCAAAAAUAAUGUUUUAGUCAGAAUUGCGUCAAGAUUUGGUGCGCCAAGGAUCCAGGCUAGGCUUAUCCUACAAACUAGUUGUCAACUCUCUCGCCUGGGUGGAUUUAAAGUGAUAAUAUGAAUAAAUAAGUAUUUAUAUAACAUUUCCCAAUAUGUGUUUCAGUUUUCCUCAAUUUUCUUAAAAAAAAAACUAUUGGUCAUAUAAAAAUUCUGAUGGUAACGUUGGAAAGCGCAUAAACAUCCGCUGGUAAUAGUAUAUGCAUCAUAAAAAGUCGACUCACAAACUUUCGAGCAAUGAGGCGGUGAACGUAAGUAUUUGUUGUUUUAUUAAGAUGUUUAUUCGGAAUCAGCAGAGCUCACUGUAUAUUUUCAUUUCUCGGUUCUUUUUCUUUUGUUAAUUCAGAAUAAUCUAUUGCAAUUCUAGUGGUCAGCGUGCCUGGCCACACUGCACGGCCCGGGUUCGAACCCCAGCACGGGCAGUCGGCGUACAGUUCAUCCAGCUGUUCAUCCACCCAUUCGGGCUGGUCGAUAAAUGGGUACUUGGGGAAACCUGGGGAAGGUAAACUGUGGCAAUCCCAGAUUUCACAUUGGCCCGUGUUCGGGGGUGAAUGGUUACUACCUACCACCGGCUCAAAGGGCCAACGGAUCGGAGAUGAGCACCGUAGCCACGCGCAACAAGAGCAUAUGCACCCACCUUUACCUUUAAUUGCAAAGUCAAUUACAAAUAAAAAUGGAAGGUAAAAAUCGUGGGUGAAAUUGAUAGUAGAAAAAAAAAAAAUUGGCGCUCGCUGUCAGGCCAUCCCGCCGCAUCCCCUCGGGAGCCCCAAGUAUGUCGUAGUUGAAACUGAAACUUAUUAAACUUGUGGUGCGUGAGAGGGCUAGGCUAAUGUUUCAUGUCUCGGGAAGCACACUUGCAUAUUUAAUCUCAUUUUAUUAUGUGUUCAAGAACAAAAUGUCCUCUGUGCAUGUAUUACUUGGUGCCUCUUGCGAUUCUGAAAGGUUGCAACAUGUGUGCACAGCUGUGAGUGACUUGUAAUGAAACUUUAAAAAAAAAGUAUACUGGUAUAAAAAGUAUCUAUUUUUAUCAAAUCCGUCGUAAAGGAGUAUAGUGGUAGUUUGGGGGUUACAUCUCAAAGACAUUCUUGGUAAGAGACUAACAGGAAGGAUAGUAUGAUACCUGAGUAAAUGUACCUGGCAUACUCUUUUUCUGUGAGGCAUCGUGUUGCAGACUGCAUUUGCGUGAGGCAACCGUCUCACCAUGAUAUUCUUCUGAGCAUUAGGACAAGGAGUCUUCAAAGCAGUGACUUACCUGGGAAUAAGAACUCACCCACCUCAACCAUCCCAUACACACCCUGACACCCCCCACAUCUACCCCCACCGCGACCCCUCUCCCACACACACACACCAGUAAUAAAUAGAAACCAAGUGUAAUCGAGGAGAAGGUGAUUAUCUUUACAUUUGUUUCUAGUUGAGAAAAGAAUGACCAAGUUUUACUGAGGCUCUGGCUUAGGACGGUCUUUGGUUGUACUUAGUGUGCCUGUACGUGAGUUGAACUCAUUGGCGGAAGGAACUACAGAAGGCAGAAAGGAAGUAGUGCAGCUCCCUGAAGCUCAAAAGUGAAGCAGUUUCAUGAAGCACUGCUGAAAGCCUGAAAGGGGUACUCUCUUUCAUUACGACCCCGUCCAAGACAUUCUGAAAGGGAAAGGCCUGAGCGCAACCGGCGUGACGUCAGACAAAGAUACUUCGGUUGGUCGAGCCGCUCGUAUGGCAAUUGGGUUCUUCACUGAGCUCGACCUGCCAUCUGGUGGCCCUGCUGGAGCCUCAGCCAGAGCCAAACCUGCGGGGAGCUGGGGUCCAGCGAGGAUUCAUUGACAUUUAUCUGUACCAAAUUAGAAAAAUAUCAGAGUUGUAAUGGUCACUAUCAUGUUUACAUAAAAAUAUCUGAGUGCUGUACAUCAUUCAUGACGCUAUAACGAGCCCUGUUGGCAAAAUAAGAGCAUUCAUCGAUAUAUCCUACAACACUCCAUCCCGUGGUUAAUAGGAAUGCACCUGUGCGGCCUCGUGGGUAAAUAUCUCCUUCAUGCAAGAAAAGAGAAGUCAGACAAGUCCGGCAUAGUGUCAUGCUCUCAAAAUCUUAUAGUAGUGGUGGACGAUAUAUACAGCAUUGAGAAUUUUGUCCAACAUUCCCCUGGCUGGCACGCAGCUGCCUCACACACGAUGCUUUCCUGUCUCUCCACGGGAGAUUGUUUACACUGUUGCUAAACAUAUCCUACGCUGCAGGCAGCAAGUUUUAAAUUUUCAUAUUUCUAACUUUAAGCAUAAUAUAUACAUCUUUAGCAUCUUAUAAUAUUGCAUUCACUAUAGGAACUUUAAAAGAACAACAUGUUAUGAUUGUUCAUGUGCGGUAAAAAUCCUAUUUCUUGCAUUUCUCCGUUUCUUAAAUAGUACUAAUAAGUCAAGUGUCUCUAUACCAUAGCUAUGAGGAAAAAUAUGUGACUUCUAAAUACUAGCAAAAACUAGUAAAAAAAAUUAUUUGGACGUACGCCACAUACAUAACUUUUUUGGUACUUCCAUUAGGGCCACCAGAUGGCAGGUCGAGCUCAGCGAAGGACCCAAUUCGAGGGGUUAUCUGGAGAAUAUGGCUUAUAAAGAACCUCAAUCAUUUGGCAUAGUCUGGGCCCUCGUAGUAUACCGUGUCUCGACAUUUGACACCAACAAAUAACUUGUAUUCUGGACAAUCGAAACAGAAAGAUGAACGAGUUCACUAUGAUAAGUACCUCUUUCACGGUUUUUCGGGUGGCCGCGAGUGCCGCUGUGUAUAGCCACUACCGUCUAUUUUCAGGAAAUGUUUUUAAACAGUCUACUAUAAAAAAAGUCGGUUCCACGAGAACUGGCAUAGAUUUUCCUUCAGGGGUGGACUCAAAGACUUGGUAUCAUUAUAUGGGUGAUGGUACUGCGUGCUCAUUGGCCAAUUCUUAACUUGUUCUGAUGCGCAUAAAAUUGACUUUGUAUUCCUACCAAAAUCCUUUGUGAGUUGUAAGGUAACAGAUUGCACAGAUAAAAACUUAUGCAAUAAUAUCUUUAGUGAUAAGUAUGUGCUUUUUGAACUAUUAUAAAUGUUGGGUAUUCCCCUGUUGAAAGGAUAGAAUACGCUUGCUGCGUCUCUUUUGUCUGUUUUUUGGCGCCUGUUGUUGUGUUUCGAGCCAGAAUAAAC